Molecule: messenger RNA, 2946 nt
Organism: Schistocerca serialis cubense
Lineage: Eukaryota; Metazoa; Arthropoda; Insecta; Orthoptera; Acrididae
Product: trichohyalin-like
Exons: 3
Coding region: 1-2946 (981 amino acids)
Source: RefSeq, a predicted model, not a curated record
AUGAGUAAACGAUAUGAUCUAGAAAAUCCUAAGGAUUUGGAAGAAGUACAUCGCCUUCUUCUCGACGACGAGGUAUCCAUUGAAGAUGAAGAUGAUCUUGCAGAAACUGAUUCAGAAACCGAAGAUAUACUCGAAACACGAUCUGUAGACUCAGACACAGAUCAUGAAUUUGAUGAAGAGGAAAAUAAUGAAGCGCAGGAAACUGAUGAACAUUACUAUUUUGAAGCUGAACCAGAGCGAUUGUUGAAGGAUGAAAACAAUGAGUUAGUGACGAAGGAAGAGCAGCAGCAGCAAAAGCAGGAACAGCAGCAGCAACAUAUACAACAGAGUCAGUUGCAAAAUACAUCUGUCAGUCCUGUUUUGCAGCUAUCAUCAAAGCAUAACCAGACACGAAAAUGUGUCUCAGAAAAGACUGGGGAACAUCAUCUUCACCAUCCAAAAGACAACACAGAAUUCCAGUCAAAAGAAGUACAUCAACAUGAUCAGCUGGUAGGCUUUGGUCAUCUUUCACAGCGGGAUAAGGCAUGUUCAUUGACAGAAGAAAAACAAUUACAAAAUGUAGAAAAAGAGGAAGUGCUAGUGAAUGAAGCAAUGCAGAAAUCGAGGUUAUCAAACGAAUUAAAAGAGCACCAACGAAUCUGUCUCAAUUUGAGUGGUGGAAAUGAUAGAUUAAAGUAUUGUAGUAGUGGCAAGGAUUUAAAACUGAACCUUCCAGAAGAUCAGUUACUUCAGCUUCAGAAAACUGUUUCACAGAACUGUUAUCCACCAAAAUGUGAUUUUCUUCUCAAAGCAAGUCAGCUGUACAAAGAAAAUGAACCACAACAAACAUUGAUCAAAGUCCAACAAGACUCAGUAUCAGAUCAUUUCUGCCAAGAAAAGGAUUGCAAAGCACACAAUCAAAGAACAAUUAAUGUUAAGGAAACUGAACAACAGGUAUUGGAACAGCAAAUACCAGAAGAUAAAGGUCACCAGUCAUUGGAGUCAGCUAGUAGAACACAACACUGUGAAUGUGCCAAGCAGCAGCAUGCAGGUCUACAGGGAAAGCUGCAAACAGAACAUGAGCACCUAAACAGAGUCGUACAGAGAGAGAAAUUCUUGACAGCACAAAAAUCGAGUUUCACAGAUGUUCAAGGUCAAAUCAUAACUGAUCAAGCAAGACAGCUAGCAGAGGAUCGAGGCCGGCAAGAUGCACUGAACCAAGGAAUGAAGCCUACUGUAAACAAAGAGGAGCCACUAAGAAAUAAACAAGAGAAUCAUUUCUUCAUAGAACACAUCAGAGGGACAGAGCAGCAGACACACACUAUGGAGCACCUUCCAAUGAAUAAUGGGGGCCACUUGAGCACACACGGUAGUCCCAAAUCUGUGACCAUUAAUGAACGGCAGUUCACUAAUGAUGUAGAUUGUCCAUUUUCAUCUGAUAGAGAACAACUAUUCCCUAUAGAAAAUAGAUUGCAAGUUAAUGUCCAGAAGCCUCUGCAGUCAAUUGAAGAAGAAAAACGGGGAGAUAUGGGAAAGUCAGGAGAAUAUCUCCCUUCAAUAAAUGAUGAACUGCAUUCUGUUGAAAGAGUUGAAGGACAAAAUACAAUAAAUCAAGAGACUUCUGUUGGAAUAUGCCAGCAGCUUCCUGUUAAAUUACGCCACUUGCUUCCUGCAACACUGCAUGCAGCUCUGUCAUUUGGGAAAGGCCAAAAACUCUACCAGAAUGAAGGAAGAAAACAGUCCGCAGAAAGUGAACUGCAGCUUUUUCCAGAAAUCAAAGAACCUCCUAUGGUAAAUAGACUCAGAUGUGAAUGUGAGGAGCAACAUAUCAUAAAGCAGUUGAGUGAAAAACAAAGGCAGGAAUACAAUGUAAAAGGACAACAGCUUGUUUCAAUAGAAGCCCAACACCGAAAUAAUCACACACAUCCUUUUGGUUCUGCGAAAGAUCUGCAGCAGCCCACUGUUGAGCAAAAUCAACAGCUCAUUACAGUACAUGGGUGGCAUAUCACUCAUUACCAACUCAGUGGCGAAGCAGUUCGACAAUCUGCAAUGGAGAAAGUAUCCUCUCUUACACCAAUAAAAAAACAACAAAUAGUAUUGGGACAAGAGCAGUCAAACUGUGCAGAACAAAAGGAGCAAUUGAUAAAAAUAGACCAACCAUUUACAGCACACAAACAUCACAAGUUAAGGACUGGUAAAGAGCAGGGAACGAUUGUUAAUCAAGGGCUGUACACCACAAAUUAUCAACAGCCUCAGAUUGUGUCUGGUCAACAACAAUCUUCUGUACCUAAUAAACUGCAACCAGACGUGGGAAACAAAAAUCAGAAAUUGACAAGACAAAUAAAUCAAGUUGUUUGUGACAAAGAACUGAAGCUGAAAGCAAAAAGAAGGAAACAGUUCGACAAACAAGAGGGGCUGGUUCCUAACACAGAACAAACAAGGCCAUUUGCUGGGGAGCAUAUACAGCAAAUCACCGUAAAGAAAAUGUCAGAACUUGUCCCGAGAUAUGAACAAGGACAACUAACACUAAAUCAAGGGCAGCAACAGGAAACUGUGAAACAAGACGAGCAACUACAAGGGGGACAAGGCCAACAUCCUACAGGAAAACAACCCCAGCAGUCAGUAAUCGAAGAAAUCAAGGGGCUAACUGAAAGUGAGGAUUGUCAGCAACCAGCUGUGGAACGAGCACAAGAGGGGCCAGUGGAAAGAUUUCAGCAGUCUUUCACAAAACAAGCCCUACGAUUGUCAGCAGAGCUUAGCCAAGAAAUUCUAAUGCAAACAUUUCAGGACACCGUAACAAAAGAAGUUAAGUGGCUACCAACAGAACAAUAUCAGUGUGUAGUGACUGAGCAAGAGUGGAAGGUAAAGGGACUUCAAGAACUAUCAACUUCAACUUCUCAUUGCGAGAAAGAACUUAAAGAACACUCAUCAGUAUUUUUACUGUCAGAAUUAAGUAAAACAGGUUAG